CCCAGCACUCCCGUGAGGCACUGCGACGCGCGCGCGCUUGGAGGCAGCUCAGAACGCCGGCGGGGGCAUCCUGAGGUAAGGGGGUGUACCCUCCUACACCCAGCUUGAGGCACCGAUAGAAGUCGCUGGGCCCUGGCGCGGGGUGACAGAUACUGCAUCUGCCUUUCACUUAUGCAGCUUCCUGAUGUCAUCUGAUAAGAUUAUUUAUAUUUAAGAUGCAUUUGCCUUGUUUGUGGUCUAAUAUUUGUUUUCUCCCACCCCCCCCCCCAGGAAAACACAUUACAGAUUGUAUUUUUCCCCUUCUUCUAUGGACUUAGUGUAAACAUAUUUUUUUCUGUUUGAACUUAGUUUUUAAAAAUCACUACCAUAGAUUCAUAUCAAAUAUAAAAAACAGGGUGGCUAAACCAUGAGUUGUGGAAAUGAGUUUGUGGAAACACUGAAAAAAAUUGGUUAUCCCAAAGCUGAUAUUCUUAAUGGAGAAGAUUUUGACUGGCUGUUUGAGGAUGCUGAAGACAAGUCAUUUUUGAAAUGGUUUUGUGGGAACACGAAUGGACAGAAUGUAUUGUCUGAAAAGGAGUCGGAAGCUUUCAGCGUUCUUCAGCAAUCAGGCAAGCCCAUCCUAGAAGGAGCAGCAUUGCAUGAAGUUCUUAGAACCUGUAGAACUUUUGAUUUGAAGACACCUAUUGUGGAUGACAAGGAGAUACAGAAAUUAGAGGAUGAGGUCCAAACUCUGCAGAAAUUAAAUAGCUUAAAAAUUCAGCAGCGGAAUAAAUACCAGUUAAUGGCUUCCGAAACUAACUACAAGUCCCUGACAUUAAAUGCUAAACAAGAGGAAGCCAACAAGAAGCUGAAACAGAGGCAAGGAUUCCUAAAUGCUGUGAAUACUAAGCUCAGUAAUGAACUUCAAGUUCUUACUGAUGGGAUUAAUAAUUUGAUGACAUUCUUCAGAAGUUCUAACUCAGGUCAAGGGGCAAAUCCAAUGGUGUUUCUGUCUCAGUUUUCCUUGGGAAAAUACAUAAGCCAGGAAGAGCAGAGCACAGCAGCCUUAACCCUAUACACCAAGAAGCAGUUCUUUCAGGGUGUACAUGAAGUCGUCCAAAGCUCAAAUGAAGAAAAUUUUCAACUCUUAGAUAUACAAACACCAUCUAUUUGUGAUAAUGGAGAAAUUCUCGAGGAUAGACAACUGGAGAUGGCUAGACUGCAGAUUGCAAGCAUCUGUGCUCAACAGCAGAUCAUAUACUUGAAAGCAAGUAAUUUGAGCAUGAAGUCAAGUAUAAAAUGGGCAGAAGAGAAUCUUCAUAGCCUAACCAGCAAGGCUAUUGGCAAAGAAAAUUUGGAUGCUAAACUUUCUAGCUUGAACAGUGAGAUUCUCAAACUUGAAGAACAAAUCACUCAUAUAAAAGACAAAAUUUUGCCUGCUGUGGUAAAAGAGAAUGCCCAGUUAUUGAACAUGCCAGUUGUAAAGGGAGAUUUUGAUCUGCAGAUUGCUAAACAAGAUUAUUAUACAGCAAGACAAAAGUUAGUUUUAAAUCAGUUGAUAAAGCAGAAGGCAUCAUUUGAGCUUGUACAGUUAUCAUAUGAAAUUGAGUUGAGAAGGCAUUGGGAUACAUAUCGGCAACUUGAAAAUUUGGUUCAACAACUUAGUCAAAGAAACAUGGUACUCUGCCAGCGAUUAGCAGUGUUAACAGGUCCAUCGCCAUCUGAGCAGUUAAACGCAAGGAUUCCCAUCGACACUAAGGACUAUUCUACUCAUAGGCUUUAUCAACUUUUAGAAGGAGACAAUAAGAAAAAAGAAUUGUUUAUAACCCAUGACCACCUGGAAGAAGUGGCUGAGAAAUUGAAACAAGAUGUUUCUCUAAUAAGAGAUCAGUUGACAGUAUCUACACAAGAGCAUUUUUCCUUUCUGUCCAAACUAAAUAAUGAUGUGGACAUGCUUUGUGAUGCUUUGUAUCAUGGAGGAAAUAAGCUGUUACUUUGUGAUCAGGAGUUAAUGGAGCACUUUCAUCAAGUUGAAUCUCAGAUGAAUAAAUUAAAUCAUCUCCUUACUGAAAUUCUUGCUGAUGUGAGGACAAAAAGAAAAAUUUUGGCAACUAAUAAAUUGCAUCAAGUGGAAAGAGAAUUAUAUGUAUAUUUCUUUAGAGAUGAACACUAUCUAAAAGAUGUUGUGGAAAAUUUAGAAAACCAGUCAAAGACUUAGGCUUCUGGUCUUAAAGACUGAAG
Molecule: messenger RNA, 2220 nt
Organism: Acomys russatus (golden spiny mouse)
Lineage: Eukaryota; Metazoa; Chordata; Mammalia; Rodentia; Muridae
Gene: Haus3
Product: HAUS augmin like complex subunit 3
Exons: 5
Coding region: 407-2197 (596 amino acids)
Biological process (GO): spindle assembly; centrosome cycle
Cellular component (GO): HAUS complex; centrosome; mitotic spindle
Source: RefSeq, a predicted model, not a curated record